GACAGAAGCAAACCUUUGUGCUUCCUCCCUCAAAAGAAGAAUGGCAGUUCUGUAUUGUAUUUGUGACUGAUGUAUUUGGAUAAAAGUUAAGACAAAGUUGGAACUGUGGGCAAGAUAUACAAGAAAGUGCCCUUGUGAUAUUUUCUGUGGAAGUUUCCUCACUACAACUCAGCUUUCAAAAGAAUGACAUCAGAAAAACACUUUAUUUCUAAGUGCUGAUUCUCUAAAUGUGUCUAUUAUCACCUUCCUCUUACAGGACAGGAAUCUCAAGUAUUUCUGAGUAAAACUACAAAGCUUUCGGAAGUUUGGUUUUCUUAAACCAUAGCAGAGAAGUGAAACGGACUUGAAAAGAACCCUUGAAGUAUUUGCCCCCUUGGAAGGAAAGACUGUCUUGAGUAAAGGAAUUUUCAGACUUAUUUGUUUGAAAAAGAGUCAGUAAACCUGCAUUAAUCCAACCCACGCUUUUGGUGCUUGAACAGUGCCAGCAGGCACUUCUUCUGUUACUGCAAGUUGAAACUUGAAUGCCUACAGUACCAGCAGUGGUGAUGCUGAAGUGUGACACAGCAAAAAUCUGUAGGCAGCCACUGGUCGAGACAGAUCUAAUGAGUCAACAAAAGCCCUGCCUACGCCUGAGAUGAACACAGUCAGCUUUCAGGCAGGAAUCAAACAUGAAUUUUAUUUUUCAUUUUUUUACUAAGUGGGAUGUAAGAACUGAAAAUUAGCAAAAAUAAUGAUCUCCCAUUUUAACCUUGCAAAGAUCAUAAUUAAAAUAUAUGUUACGUUAUUAAAAUAUGCAAAAUUUAUAAUUUAAUUAUACAAUUACACAAGCCUUAUAGUCUAAUAGCCCCACUGUAUGUUUGCUUAUUUGUGAACAAUUGCUUUCUUAAAGCUCACAGUAGAAUCAUUUACUUGAUGCUGGAGAAUAAGUUAAUUACGGAUAUCCUGCCUUUGAUUAAUGGAUUUAAUAAUCAUGUUACAGUAGAAUUAACUUAUUCUUCAUGUGCUUACAGCACUAAUGAUGAGAUUCAUGAAAGCAACGUGUCAGCAAAUAGGAUCAGCACCAAAGAACAUGCUUGGAGAUCCCAGGAUUGCCUGUAUUGCUGCAAGUCAGCAUUUCUGCUGGGAACCCACAAAUAGCAUCCAACUAUUUUUGGCUAAUCUGUCAUCAUUACUUUCCACCACUUGCCACUCAUUUCUAUGAAAACAAAUUCUGUUUUCAAAAGAGCUGAACGCCGUAACUGAAGCUCAAUGUUGAAAACUAUAGGAGAAAAAUUAUGCUAUGAGAUUGGUGUAUAGUAUAUAUGGGAUAAUACGCAUACUCAGUGGCAUAGCUAUCUCUUAUCUGCUGCUACCCAGCAUGACAGUCAUCUUCUUCAAUGCUUCUUUUAUGUGCGUGUGCAAUAACGUAUAAGGUUUCCCAGUUAGAAACAUGUUGAGUCAGCUAAGAAACAUCAAACAUGGGUUCUUAAUACAUUCCAAGAGAUGGAGCACUGAAGUUUUCAAACUCAACUUCAACUGUUUAACAAGAGGUACCACUGCAGGAUUGAGGGAAUAGAAGGGAAUUUCAUUACUUGGUAUUUUGCCAUUAUUCCUUGCACGGUUCCUGUGUGUGUCUGUGUAGAAAACAGAUCUGACAGUCUGGUAGGAACCAACUUCAGAAACCCUUAGUUACGAAAAAUUCCUGCUGAUACAAAUAAAUACAAGAUGAAGAUCUGAACCACAUUUUGCUUGAAAAAGCAGUACUUCAGGAAUCACUAGCAACAGGAUUUCAAAUUGCAUCAGCCAUGUACCUCACCUAUUACUAUGCAAAGUAGAAUAAAGCAAUACAACUCAGCAGCUUAGCAUAACACUGGCCCCAAGAAGAAAGCAGGAAAUGAAUAGGAAUACAAUUUCCUUAACAAUUCACUUACAGCAAAAUGGAGACUAGACUGCAGUGCUGGUCUUGCUGUUUCACCAGCAAUGUUGAUCUACUGCUGAUUGUGUUUUGUUUUGGAGCCAGGGAGAAAUUCAGAAUUACGAUAAUUCAGGACUUAAUUCUCAAUGCUUUUUUCCACCAAAGCAAGUUUCAGGGCUGAAAGACAAAUUGAAAUAAUAGGUAUCUUCUUACUGAACUAGAUGUGACAGUGCCUCGGAUGUGCCACUCAAACCCAGCUGCGCAUCCACCUCUUUUUCCUUGCUUCUCCCUUUCUCCCAUUUGUUCAGACUCUGUCACAUAUCCAUCCUAGGUAGUAGGGAGUUACAGCACUGUUUUCAAUUCAUCACAGCUGGCAUUGCUUAUGGAAGACAUUUUAGUAGGUGUCAGUGUGUACCUCAUGUAUUAUGUUGUACCACACUAUUUCACCCCCUCCCUUCACAGCUUCUCCCAGGUGAAUUCAGGAAUCAGUGGCCAAAAUAACUUUCAGCUGCAGAUCAUUACUAAGUGGCAGCUGCUCAAGUAAGGCCUCAGGUAUGCCCAGUUCUUAUUUUGUAGGUGGAUCCACCAAGAACUCAGAUUACAUUACUGCAUAAUGCACAAAAUAUUUUCAAGGAUAUUUAUGAUGGGUUUCUUAAAUGCUGGGGCACAGAAAGUACUUCUUGGUACACUGAUGUUCUACAGCCCUCACAUCACAUUUCAUGUGUCAUCUGAAAUCUGGGGAGAAAACUCUCCAAUGUGGUGUUAGCAGCAUUCCUUUAUUCCUAAUUAUACAUAUGGGAUGACUUGACAAAUCAAGUGCACUAGUUUUACAUUUAAAAAGUUCAGAUAUAUAUAUGUGAUACAUUGGCAUGUAUAUUCAUUCUUUUCCAAGAACUCAUUAAUAUAAGCUAAUGUUCCUCUGGGUAUGUGUGGUAGUGGCCUCUGGUGGUCAUAGCCCGCUUACUUUCUCCUCAUUUGUCCAUCAUCAGCUUCAUCACUGUGACUGUUGGCUGACUUUUAGCUGCUUUUCCCCGUUUUGGCAAAUUCCUAUUGUGUGUUAUGCCUGAAUGAGCAACUUUCUAUCUUAGUGCACUAUAACCCAAAAUAAUAUAUGUAAAAUGCAAGAAAAAAGUCCUUGCACCUGGUGGAUGCAAAGAUAAAAGUAGUCUGUUGUGACUCUAGAGCUUCGGUGAAGCAGGAUCAUUGCGAAAAACAAGGCUUCACUUUGUAUGUAUUGUUUCAUCUCCACAAACAUUUUUUACUUUGAGUCUUGGCAAAUCCUUAUCCUUUAGUUACUCCUUCCCUACAGACGCAGAAACAAUAAAAUAGGCAGUGAUGAGUAGACUCUAUAAUGCAAAUCUAGAUGUCCAAUAAGAAUUUGACAAGGAAGUGUGAAAUAAAACACAUUAAACAGAGUAAGAAAGUGGGACAAGAAAUCAAUUUCCCAUUAAGCUCACUGGUUAUUUUUUUUUUGCUGCUUCUCAAUGUUAAAAGCAUCAAUUACACACAUACCAUACUCCUUUGUAGUCUUAUUCUGUGUUCAGAAUCAGCAUACAGUGCAGAAAAUGAAUUAGGCCAGGCAUCACUCAGCAUUGACAAGGGCCCUGCAGGUCACUCCAGGCUGGCUCGAAUAUUUCCCAUAUAAUACUGGGAAAUUGCAUUAUAUGCAGUCUGGGAGAAGGAAGUGAUCUUAAACCAUUUGAGGCACGAGUGAUGUAGAAGGUAUGAAGCUGAACCUGGGAAAAGCCAUGGAUAUGUUUUGGAUGGAAAGUAAACACACUUCCCUACAGGAGUUGCCUUUAUGGAUGCAGCUAAAAGGUGUAAGCCUUAUACAACAAAAUGCUUCACUCAUGGGGCUUAAGUCACAGCACCAUGGACAUAAAAGGAGAAGAAAAAGCUACCUGUAUAUAACAUUUCGGACAAGUAGGUACAAGUGUGAUUUCUCUCUCAUUUACUCUUUCUUAACAUCUUAUGCAUAUGUCUUGAAAAUGUUGUCUUGAACUAACAAACACACAAAGACGUUUGCAGGCAGUGGUAGUGAGCCAUGUUUGCAGAUUCUCUAAGUCCAGCAUGCUUCACCUCUACUUCCAACAGAUAGUAAGAUGCAUCCCACUGAGCUGCAUAUAGUUUGAACAGUGGUAACUGAAGUUUCUUGGGACCGUGAGGAAGGGGGACUUUCUGAUAUGAGGCAGGAUGCUAAGGAGCAUGCCUAAAUCACCAGGUCUAUGCAGAAAAGCACAACACUUGGUUAGAAACAACUGCACAUCCAUCUCCCUACACUGGCAGAAAUUUAGGCACAAAUGAAAAGGAGAAGAAAUCACCAUAACUUCUUUCAUCAUCCUUCAUGAAUCAGUAGUGUAAACACAUCUUAAGAAACAGAGGCAGAAAAGUGCUCUGAAAAAACAAGUGACGUAUCUAACUUCAGCAAAGCCUUUUUCUGGUACGACUGAAGAUGCAGCAGCUUGCUUACGUUGGCACAUGUCCUGCAUCACUCGGACUUUGUUUCAAGAUCCAAACAUGUGGACUGCAUUAUUUUGGAUUGCAAACCACAGACACCCAUAAAUACUGAAAAAAAGAUAAAUGGACAGAGAACAAUGGGUUCUUUACUGGGUCUAAGCACCCAUACUCUCAAAUCCAAGACUUCAAAGUCAGUUUCAGAUGUCCUGGCUUGUUACUUGCUUGUAAAGAGCCUGACCUUUUCUGCUUGUUCGUUACAUUCUCAAGAUGAAGCCCCCGGUGGUUACAGCAGUGCUGGUAGUACUGGUGCAGGUUUCUCAGAGUUUCCCUGCCUUGUACCACCGAGGCUGGUGGAGGCUCUUAAAGGAAGGAGAUAGCUGUGGAAAAUGUGAUUUGGCACUUUGCUCUGAGCCAAAAGACUGUCUGGCUGGGACUGUAGUGGACCACUGUGGCUGCUGUUCUGAAUGUGGGAAUGUGGAAGGUCAGAUCUGUGACUUGGACCAGGGCAAUCAUUUUUAUGGGCAGUGUGGGGAUAACCUCGAGUGCAGGUUGGAUGCCGAUGAAGCCAGGUUUGGGGAAGUCCCUGAACCCCAGUGUGUGUGCAAGUCUCAAGAAAGCAUCUGCGGAUCUGAUGGGAAAACCUAUGAGAACAUCUGUCAAUUCAACAAGGCUUAUGCAACUAAAAGAAAUAUCAGCAUGAAACAUAAAGGACCAUGUGAAUCAGCUCCUGUGAUUUCUAUGCCACCCCAAGAUGUCCAGAAUUUCACAGGCAACGAUGUCAUUUUUGGCUGUGAGGUGUCAGCCUACCCUAUGCCACACCUUGAAUGGAAAAAAAAGGGGAAUAAAAUGUUUUUACCAGGAGAUGACGCCCACAUCUCAGUUCAGGCCAGAGGUGGACCUCAGAAGUACGGUGUGACUGGCUGGCUGCAGAUUCAAGGCCUCAAAAAAUCAGAUGAAGGCACCUACAUCUGCCAUACCAAAAACAAGUAUGGUGCAACAUACGCCUCUGCGAGAUUGAAAGUCAUUGAAGGUUCACCUUCUGCUUUUGCCUUAACUGCUGGCAGUAGAAGUGCAAGCUAUGACACUGACUAUGAGGACUACUAUGGCCAUUCUGACGAUGAGGAUGAGGAAGAAUAUGAAUCUGGGGACUAUGAAAACUGAAACAGCCCUGAAUAACUAUUUCUGUAUGUGUGUUGUCAGACACCUUUCACACUGUUAUAUUUACUUGUACUCCCUAUGCUGUAAAUAGCUUCUCUGAUAACACUACACUCAUGUGUGCAUCCCACCUCCCUGAAAUCCAGCUUUGGCUGAAGUGUAUCAUGAUACUUACCUGAAAUAAGAACAGUUUUAAGUUCACGCAUUUAGACUGUUCAAUAAAAUCCUUAAGCACGUACCCAGUAAGUGCCCUGAAAGGAUCCAAUUUAAUAUUAAUUUUUUUAAAUGUAUAUUUUUCUA
Molecule: messenger RNA, 5806 nt
Organism: Lagopus muta (rock ptarmigan)
Lineage: Eukaryota; Metazoa; Chordata; Aves; Galliformes; Phasianidae
Product: kazal-type serine protease inhibitor domain-containing protein 1-like
Exons: 5
Coding region: 4619-5512 (297 amino acids)
Biological process (GO): regulation of cell growth; regulation of signal transduction
Cellular component (GO): extracellular region
Molecular function (GO): insulin-like growth factor binding
Source: RefSeq, a predicted model, not a curated record